GAAGAAGAAGGGCUUCAAACAACAACACAGAAAACGCUAAUCAGUGUACUGAGUCCUUAACGGACUAUUUACAAGAAAAGGAAAAUGGGAAACAACCAAGGAAACAACUUGGUAAACGACUUGCCAUUUAGGGAUGAAAAUGAGGACUAUGGUGACGAUAAACCAGAAACUGACUCCGAAAACUCCGAGGCAGAAAAGGAGACGGGGGACGAAAACUGGCCGGAGGAGAAAAUCCUGGCGAGAUCCGCGAAGAGGAAGAAGAGGAAGGAGGCGAUGGAGAAAACCGUGAAGGCGAAGAAGAGCAGCCAGCAGAAGUUAGCCCCCCAAAAGAAGGAGGAGGGAGAGUGUAAAGACUGUAAACCCCAGAGGAGGAGGGGGAAGGAGAAGAAGAAGACGGUCCAGGGCGGGCUGCAGCCGGGCCGGCCGGUCGACCUGCAGGAGCUGCUGAGCCGACACUUGCAGGACCAGAGGUCAGUCCUGGAGGUGCAGCAGCUGGAACAGCUGGAACAGCUGCAGCUGCAGGAUUCCUGCUUCCUCUCCAGCAACGACCUGACGACCAGCCUGUCCUCCUACCUGCAGCGGAUUUGUCCCAGAUGGGCAAAGAUCCAGAAGCAGCACAGGGAGCAGAGCUCGGUGGUGGUGCUGAUCGUCUGCAGCUCGGCGCUGCGGGCCGUGGAGCUCACCAAGCAGCUGACGGCGUUCCGGGCCGGAGCCAGGGUGCUGAAGCUGCUGGAGAAACACACCAAGGUGGAGCAGCAGGUGAAGCUGCUGCAGAAAGACGUGGUCCACAUCGGCGUGGGAACCCCGGGGAGGAUCGGAGCUCUGGUUCACGCAGACGAGCUGAGCCUGCGGGCCCUGAAGUUCCUGGUCCUGGACUGGAACUGGAGGGACCACAAGCUGCAGAGGAUGGUGGACAUUCCUGAGAUCAGACUGGACUUUCUGAAGCUGCUGGACGCAGGAAUCCUGGCCGUGUGUCGAGAAGAAAGAGUCAAGAUAGGACUGUUUUAAUACCGAAGAGAAACACACACACUGCACCGCGGCCGAGUGGGAUUGAUUGAUUUGAUUGAUUGAAUAAACCUGUUACCUAUCCACUUCGUGCCUUGUGGCACAUAAGUACGGUGGCCGAGACCCGCCAUUGCUGAAAAUAAAAGUAACGCUGCAAACAGAAACAAACGCCGCUGCAAAUUAAAGAAACGCAGC
Cololabis saira (Pacific saury) is the source of this 1200-nucleotide messenger RNA. RefSeq names its product protein CMSS1-like. The record is from RefSeq and is a predicted model, not a curated record. The transcript has 2 exons. Gene Ontology annotation, cellular component: 90S preribosome; nucleus. Bases 85 to 1008 code for a protein of 307 amino acids. NCBI's taxonomy places the organism in Eukaryota, Metazoa, Chordata, Actinopteri, Beloniformes, Belonidae.